Salvia miltiorrhiza (redroot sage) is the source of this 1191-nucleotide messenger RNA. Its product is annotated as probable carboxylesterase 18. Bases 66 to 1145 code for a protein of 359 amino acids. The transcript has a single exon. The record is from RefSeq and is a predicted model, not a curated record. NCBI's taxonomy places the organism in Eukaryota, Viridiplantae, Streptophyta, Magnoliopsida, Lamiales, Lamiaceae. Gene Ontology annotation, molecular function: hydrolase activity.
AUACUAUACUAAUUUAGUUGUUUAGGUAGACCUGCCCAUUGAAAAAUAAUAAUUAAAAUUAAUUUAUGAUAUUACUUUCUUCAACUCCUCCCCUCCUUUCUUUCACACACACACACUGCAAUAUUAAUUUGCAGAGCUGCAACCGAGAAAUCAUCAAACCACCAAACAUGGCCAAUCACAGCGCAAAACCUACCUUCCCAUUGAUGAUGCGGCUCAAAUUCUUCAUCGGUUCAUUCAUGUUAAAGCGCGUCAUGCGCUCCGACGGAACCAUCAACCGCCGCCUCCUUAGCCUCCUCGACCCCAAAAUCCCCGCCGCCCCCGCCGCCUCCCCCGUCUCCUCCUCCGACGUCUCCGUCGACCCCUCCCGCGACCUCUGGUUCCGCCUCUUCGUCCCCUCCUCAUCCACCGCCCAAAAAUUACCCCUAAUCACCUACUUCCACGGCGGCGGCUUCUCCUGCUUCAGCCCGCACUCCAAAUCCUGCCACGAACUCUGCCGCGCGCUCGCCGCCAGGAUCCCCGCCGUCGUCGCCUCCGUCAACUACCGCCUGGCGCCGGAGCAUAAAUACCCCUGCCAAUACGACGACGGAUUCGACGCCCUGAAGUUCAUCAACGACGCAAACCGCGACGUCCUGCCGCCCUGCGCGGAUCUGCGGCGGUGCUUCCUGGCGGGAGACAGCGCCGGCGGGAACAUAGCGCAUCACGUGGCGGUGAGGGCGGGGCUCGACGGAAUCGAACUCGCCGGGAUCGUGGCGGUGCAGCCGUUUUUCGGCGGGGAGGAGCGGACGGAGGCGGAGGUGAGGCUGGCGAAGGGCCCCGUGCUGACGGCGGAGGGCGCCGACGCGCUGUGGAGGAUGUUCCUGCCGGCGGGGGCGGACCGGAACCACGCGGCGGUGAACGUGUUCGGCGGCGGCGGAGGCGAUGAGCGCGUGAGGAGCGUGGAGUUUCCGAGGGCGUUGGUGGUGGUGGGAGGGGCGGAUCCGGUGCAGGAUUGGCAGAGAAGGUAUGCGGAAGGGCUGAAGCGGUGUGGGAAGCAAGUGGAGUUGGUUGAGUAUGCUAAUGCGUUUCAUGGCUUCUAUGCUUUUCAAGAUUUGCCCGAGUUUGAGUUUCUUCUUCGAGAUGUGAGGGCAUUUAUAAACAAGCAUUAGGAAUUCGCAUUUUGGAAUAAUAAAUGGGAUAUUAAUUUAUAAAUUA